Cataglyphis hispanica is the source of this 3773-nucleotide messenger RNA. RefSeq lists its product as uncharacterized. NCBI's taxonomy places the organism in Eukaryota, Metazoa, Arthropoda, Insecta, Hymenoptera, Formicidae. The record is from RefSeq and is a predicted model, not a curated record. The coding region runs from base 190 to 3048 and encodes 952 amino acids. The transcript has 10 exons.
CCGCAACGGUGGUCUCAGGUCCUCGGGCCCCGUGCAGUCAGUCCGAAGUGAGCUGGGAGCUGGCAUGUCGAGUACCGUGCACCGCGAGUUAUCAGCGAGUUGAGCAUCUCUAAAUCACGUAAACCUGGAAUAACAUUCUGCGUGAUUCGAUUCAGCGAGAUCCCGUAUGAUGAGAUCAGAUUGAGCGCAAUGACAUCGAGAUAUUUCGUGUUUGCCGCAGCUUUAGCGUACGUAUCUGCUGCACAAGUUUACAAGAGCUAUUCGUUGGACUCAUCUGCAACGUCCGAACCAGCAUCUACGAAUAAUGACUUCACCACGCAAACGGUCUACGGAUUUCUGGACUUCACCACGACACUCGGCAACACGGUGAUGGUCUUCAGCCCUCAAAGCGCUCCGCCAGAAGGGGACUCCAAUAAGAAGACUGCAUCUUCCAAACCACCGAUUCAUACAAAGCCGACGGAACUGCAGCAGCAAAAGAAGAAUGUCCCGGACAUCCAGCCUAGCAAGACUCACAAGGUCGAAACCCAGGAUGGCGAGACGAAGAAACAGAUAAAGGGCACGAAAAUUGUCGUGAAUUCCGUGGUCCAGCAGAACGUGGUGAACCCAUCCGAGAAUGCUGCAUCGAAGACGACGAAGAGUCAGGAGGCAAAUAAACAGGCAACAACGAAGACAUCAGUAUUGUCGUCUGUUGUUCAGAUACGUGCCAAGGAUGAAGCUCUAGGUGUAAAAAAUAAUCUCGCCGAACCGGAAUACGAUUUUCUCUCAAAACAGCCGACGGAAGUGAUCGAUGAAACUUACAGGUUGAUCAAUCUGCGACCCUCGUCGAAGCCUCAUCACAAGCCACGCGCGACCGCGCGAAGGGACAAGGAGAACCCGACCGGUCUGGUGACCAAGCUCGGGGGCACCGUCGUGAAGGACGGUCUCACUACCGUGCACGAGACUAGCGUAAUCGGCACCUACAUCAACGGCAAGUAUGCCCAGGUACUACAGAGCUCGUCCAGAAUCCUGACGGAGCCGAACGAACCAGUGAUCGAAGAUAUGAUUCGUCCGUCCAGCACAAAUCGAAUCCUGAAGACCAUAGGUCCGCAUCAUGGCAAGCUCAAGCCUCAACUGGAGCCCACUCCGACAUACCAGCAGCAGGAAGAGUCCUCCUUGCCCUUAGAAGCUCUCUUUAACGCACCCUCCGCCAAUCCAGUACGAACAACGCGAAGGCACUCGACCACCAACAAUCAGCCCAGGCUCAAAUUCCGAAACAAGAUUGCCGAUGAUUAUGAGAAUAAUGAACCGCAACAACAAACGAGAACGGGGAAAAAUCGCGCGACGACGACCCGCCCAAAUUAUAAGAAUCGUCCUAUAACCACUACCACCAGCACCACAGAGGCGUCGACCAGUCGCCGUCGCAGCGGUUUUCGUCCAAGUGGUCAAUCCACCAGCUCACUCUCGAAGCAAUCGACCAAAUCGAAGGGCAGUGAUCAGCAGCUAUCACCAACUGCCAGUCUUCCGGUGCCCAAGGUGAAGUUACCGAGGACACAAGGUCGCUGGUCGUACAAGACCACACCGAAGCCGAGGAUCAUGAUCCGCAAGCAGGCAGACGAGGAGGAUCCGCGAUCAUCAACUGAGGGAAGCACAACGGAAUCAUCUUUCGUGGUAAUUUCGGACGAGCAGACCAAGACGACGGUGACAACGAGCAACGCGGCCUCAUCCGGCAUCCAGAGAAAGGAGUUUGCGGAAGACGAGUUGGAUCCCAGCGAGAGCGAGGAUGUGGCCAGUGUCAGUGUGCAGCAGGAACACCAGCAGAAUGUUGCGGAGCAAAUCCUCCCGGUGGAAACGCUCAACGUGGAAAUCUCUACUGCGGCAGAUCUCGACAAUGUGUAUUUUGAGAUAGCAACUAUUAAGUCGCCGUACUCCUUCCAAGUUGGAACAGCCCGAAACACUCGCUACAUUACAGUGACUUCCACCAUCAAGAAGACCUUUGCGACGGCCGAACCGACUAGUUCCAUCGCACCUACCGAACCGCUUACGGAGAAUAUCCUGGCAAACACGGCAGCCGCCUACGAGUCGACUCUGCCGCUCGAUUCAUCCGUUGCGACGCUACCGGCAAUCUCUUUGGAUGCCAGCCAGGCAACGCCGCCGUUAGAGACGCGGACAGAGACAUUCUCGACGACGCAGACGUUGCUAAAGACACAUAUGUUACCAGUGAUUUACGGCGGCAAUAGCACCACCCGUUUGACCCUGGUACAAACGUAUAACAUCGCUCGAGUGGUGACGGCGACAAAAACACUUCCGCCGAUGGAAAUCUACCAGUUCAUCCCAAGCAAAACGCUGAAUGAAUUCAAUUCAAAGCUCGACGAGGCCGGUAGCGAAUUGCAUCUCGAGCUUGACUUCGGCGAUGACGAUCGUGAUGAUGAGGAUGUACCCAAGAGAGUGGUGGCGCCUAGCAACGAUGCCGAUUCCGAUCUGGAUAUCUUCAAGUCUUCAUUACCAUCCAAGAUCAAGAGCGACGUCGCUACCAGCAGCAGUGCCGAACCUCAGCUUACUCCGGAACAGGUGCAACAAUUGGCCCUGCUAAAAUAUUUCGGUCAACCGCAACCCCAAGUCAUCACCACAUCUAGGCCAGUGGUCGUUUUGGAAACGAUGUACGAAUCGCAUGUGAUUCCCGUAGUGAGCGCGGGAAAUACUAUUUAUUCGACAUUGUCCAGGCCAGUUGCCACUGUACCUAGGACCUCCUACGAAUAUGGCACAUCCACCCUGAGUCCGGUGCUGCAGCCACAGGUGCCGCAAGUACCGCUAUUCCCGCAGCAGCCACAGUUUACAGUAACAAGCGCGCCCUUGGUCACUCAGACUUUUGCCACCGUGUCCGACUCACGGGUAUUAAAGCUCACCUUCGGCGCUAAAACCGCUUAUACCACCCUCUUCUCCACGAGGGUCGUACCCACAGAGCUCACCACCUACGUUACUAACACGGUGCCAGUGCAGCCGACGGUACCGGCAUAUCCCGGUUAUUACCCAGCGCCGGUGCCCUAUCCACCUUUCCCCUUUCUCGGUUAGAUUUUAAUCUGAUCGUCGAGUCUUUUGCGGUUCAAUUGCUAUCACCAAGUAGAUUUGUUCCUUCGAACUAAAUGUUGAUAAUUCUCCUUGUACUACUUAUGAUAAACACUAUGAACAAUGCGUAAACACAAACAGUACGAUUUUAUUAAUUUAAUGGCUAUUUGUAAUGAGUUUGAGAAAUUUUUCGAUAUAAAUAUAUUAUUUCUCGCAAAUUUAUAUGUGCAUUGGUUGCCAUAUAUAUUUAUUGUUGUAUACAUAAGUUAAUAUUGUGAAAUAAUAAUUAAUAUUGAAUAAGUUUAAAUUAGAAAUCUGUUUUUGAAGUCAACGUCAUAUAUAUAUUUACCGAUAAAAAAUGUUAUUUUUCUAAUUAAAAUAUUAUUUUUCUUAAGAAAUGUUAACGUACUUAUUUGUGUUAAAUAACAUCGAUAAUAAUGCUGCAAUUUCAUAAUACUUUUCAAUAUAAUUUCUCGUAAUUAUAUAACUGCUGCAUAUAUAAUAGCGUUCAAUAACGAUUUGAGUUACUACAAGUAGAAGAUGAAAAAUCGCAGCAUAUCAGAAUAAUUACAAGGUUGCACAAUUUCGAAUCAUAUAACGAACUGAUCGACAAUGAUCCUAGUUGGACCGCAUCGAAAAUUAUUGUAAAUAAAUUAUUCAUUAUAAUAUUGUAUAUCGUAUAUUGUAUGUAUAUCGCGUAUUUUGUAAAUAAAUAAAAUAAAAACGUAAAA